AUGACGCCAGGACCGACGACAAAGCUGGAGCGCUCAAUGGUAACCGGUGGCCGAUCGGCUACAGGACCAGAAGAGCGCAAACGAUGCAGCGAAACCAUCCACUCUGGCCAGUUCAUGGUGUCACAUUUCGAAACUGAGGGUGCCGAAGAUGAUGACGACGAUUUGGGCAUGCAGAUGGAGGAGGUCAAACCGGCAGAUCUAAUAGCAGUCGACAACACCGUGAUCCUGCCGGUAGCGACAGGUCCUUCGGACGGGUGCUCUACCGCAGGCGCCCUGGUUCCGGUUUCUGCAGGCCGGACCGAACAGAACCAGCUGGCCCGGUACGUGCCCCGACCAUUAUCCUUCGGUAACCGAUCGACGGUUUCCCAGGUCGAGAUCGACACGGACCUCUCGACCGUCUUCAACACGCUCAACGUGACGUACACACAAAAGCUGACGUCGCCCAAAUGGAACCCGUUCAAAGGCAUCCGUCUGCGGUGGAAGGAGAAGAUUCGCCUGAACAAUGUUAUCUGGCGCUGCUGGCACAUGCAAUUUAUCAUGAAACGGAAAACUCUAGUCUGUCAGUUUGCAUCUCCUCUAGACGUAGACGUACACAAUACACCACAGGCAAUCUUACUUGAAGGAAAGUACUGGAAGAGAAAAUGCAACGUCAUCAAGGCGGAGUACAAAAAAUGGCGACGGUUUAACGUAAAUAGAGCAUUAGGUGCAACGAACAUUAUCGAUACGAAUAGUGAAUUAGAUUUCUUAGAGUGGUCUCCAAUCAGCAAUGAUAUAUUUAUGAUCACCGAUAAUAUGCCCACGGAUACGCUUUUCUCUACGCUAGCGCAGUAUCCGUUUCCCGAUUCCAGAGAGAUAGCUCGUGGCGCGGGUCGGGCGGACUUCAUUCAGCCCAGCUUAGGGCCUCUGCAACCCAACUUAGACGAUUUAAUGGAUUUGGAUCUGGACUUUUUGAAUUUUUCGCGACUCGCCCCUGUACCGGAAGAAGCGUCCGAUGAUCUGUUAAAAGCAAUCGACUACAAUUAUACUCUCGGAUCGAAUCAAUUGACUAGUGGUGGUAGCAACUUACAAGACACGCAGGACACGUUAAGCACUAAUUCCGUUGGCAAUCAGCAAUCGAAUCAAGUGCUCCAAUCUACCGGUUGUCUUCAGCAGCAACCUGCUACUAUACAGUACUCGGCGAAGUUUUUCACCCAAGCACUGCAACCUGCCAGCAGCACAACUGCGUCGUCUUCGGCGGUGCAAUCGUCGAUCGCGCAGCAACUUAGUAACGCGAUCGAUUCCUACCUCUCCGAUCAGCUAAUCGUCGGAAGUGGCAGUCAAGGAUCUUCGUCCUUGGCUGCCUCGCUUGGCAUAGUUCCAGUGACAGCAUCGCAGCAGCAACAAUCCGUAUCCAGCGGUGCUGGUAGCGAACUACGAUCGGAUGAAUUGACCCGCAGCGUAUCGAAGUCCAAGUUUUCCCGCGUGUAUGCGAAACACAACUACGAUCCAAAAUACCCACCGACACCGCAUCAAACGAUGGCGUACAACAUGGUCUCGCAGCCGCACAUGGGUCAAUCGGCUGCCAACAGCACUGUUCUGGGUGCAGUCAGCCCUUACGGCAGUAACGCAGGUGGUUUCCAGAAUGUAGUUACCUCCUCCGCAGGACUUCUUCCCAUGGGCGGAGGGGGCAGUGGCAUUCCGUCGUCUUUGCAACCGGGAAACAUGCAACUACACUACAACCAUUCCACUCUGCAGAAUGUUCCGAACAAUCCGGUAAACCUGUCGAACAAUUCCGGGGUGGCAAAUGUCAUCACCGGUGGUGUAGGUUCCAGCGGUGCGAGCAAUGACAGCACCAUGCGAGGACCUUCGCAAAUGGGGACAACAAAUGCUGCCGGAGGUGCGGUCAUGUUGAUGCAAAACAUUCAAAAUUCCAAGCUACUGACACACAGUCAAUCUCUGCCGGUUCCAGCGCUGCCGCAGGCAAAACCUAUGCCGUCCCAGCCUCGCUCAACCUCGAUGCCGACGGGGCCAAACUACAACCAAAUGUUGGCCUCCCAACAUUCACCUCCGGGUAGCUUGCAUGCAUCCCAAUCGGGAAGUAGCUACAAGUCUUACCACGGUCACCAAUCGCAACCGUACAAAAUUCCAUCGCAAACGAUUGGAGCAGGAGGUUCGUACGCCAGUGGAGUACGGGCAAUGCGUCACUCUUCUCCACCACACGGUACCGUACUCCAGCCGACAUCUGGAGCAUCGGGAGGCUCGACGGGAAUGGGUUUGACCUCCGGUGGUGGUGCCCCCGUGGGAAUAUCACACGCGUUGGAACAAUCGCAACAGCAGCUGCAAGAUCUUCAGCUACAACAACAGCAACAACAGCAACAGCAGCAGCAGCAACAGCAACAACAACAACAGCAGCAACAGCAAGUAAUCGCGUCAACGGCUCCCAAUAUCCAGCAGCAACAAGCACAACCGAAACGACACCCACCGCAUCCUACCAAAGAGAUGUUCCGUUCAAAUAGUCUCCCCAUUAACGCGACUUUUCCAAUGCCCCCGAAGGAGGUGGAAAAUUUCGUUAUGCCCCGCUACCAUCAGUCAUCACAAAAGACGAAUCCAAAGCUUCGCACACGCAGCAGCUCAAUGAUUAUGAAGCAGCAAACGGGCAUGAGUGGUGGCAAUAUGAACUUGAUAGGAUGCAGUAGUACAUCAAGCGGUGGAAGUGCGACGAUGGCAGGUGGAAACUCAACGCAACACAUGUCGCCAACGCUGCACGCCACCACUAGCGAACCGAUGCUUAACGUUACCAACAGUGCGCUGCUCGCGCAGCUUCUGACAACUAACAACGCAAGUACCUUUUUGAGUAAACAACCACACAGUACAUCAACGAGUGCCAUAAGUACGUUAACGCAAUCACAGCAGCAGCACCAGCAGCAGCCAACAAAUCCUUUCCAAACAAUGCCAAUGGGAAGUGCCGUCUCACCAUCAUCCUCGCAGUUGCAACUUCACCAAUUGCAACAUCAGCAGCAACUGCAGGUGCAGCAGCAACAGCAGCAGCAGCAACACCAGCAGCCUUAUCAUCAGCAAUUAUCGAGUGUUGGAGCCGGAACGUCGUCCAGCGGGACGAUGAGAGCACAACCCAGCCACAGCUCAGUGUUGAACUUCGCGGCCUCUUCGGGCAUGUCGUUAUCGCAGCAAAGCCUUUCGCCCGAAUCAGCCCACGACACGGAUGGGCCUCUUUCGCCGACCGGAAUGGGUGGCAGUUCCGGUACCGGUGGUGCUGGUAGCAAAUUUCCCCGCAGUGACAGCCAACGUCGCUCGGGACACAUUCACGCGGAGCAGAAGCGUCGGUACAAUAUUAAGAAUGGGUUUGAUACGCUCCACUCGUUAAUACCGCAGCUUCAGCAGAAUCCGAACGCAAAGCUAAGCAAAGCAGCCAUGUUGCAGAAAGGAGCCGAUUAUAUCAAGCAGCUGCGUAGCGAGCGAACAUCCGCCAACGAUCAGAUGGAUGCGCUGCGUCGCGAAAUCGAUCAGCUCAACAAUUCGCUGAACAAUCUUCACACCGCACUACCGGCCAGUGGGGCACCCGUUUCCCGUCAGCGAACCGGGCGCGUGAAGGAACUGUACCAGCACUACGUUCGACAGCGCACGAUGGAUAAUUGGAAAUUUUGGGUCUAUGGGUUGAUUUUUGAGCCCCUGUUGAAUUCCUACAACCAGACGGUGUCCGUUGCCAGCAUGGAUGAGAUGUACCGCACUAGUCAGCUGUGGGUUGAUCAGCAUUGCUCACUGGUGGAGUUACGGCCAGCCGUUUCCAAUCAGCUACGACAACUGUCGACGACGACGGACGUCCUGUCAGAUCCUCCCAGUUCGCUGCAGGAGGAGGUACUUAAGGCCAUCUCCACGAGCAGCAACUCCCUGAUGCCGAGGGGUUCCGGCAAGGGUAGCAGCCGUGGAGGCAGCAGCACUGAAACAAGCCCGAAUCGGUCGUAA
Messenger RNA from Anopheles nili, 3960 nucleotides. RefSeq names its product protein bunched, class 2/F/G isoform-like. Gene Ontology annotation, cellular component: nucleus. Gene Ontology annotation, molecular function: RNA polymerase II cis-regulatory region sequence-specific DNA binding; DNA-binding transcription factor activity, RNA polymerase II-specific; protein dimerization activity. Gene Ontology annotation, biological process: regulation of transcription by RNA polymerase II. The coding region runs from base 1 to 3960 and encodes 1319 amino acids. Lineage: Eukaryota; Metazoa; Arthropoda; Insecta; Diptera; Culicidae. The record is from RefSeq and is a predicted model, not a curated record. The transcript is spliced from 12 exons.